GGGCGGCGCGGAGCGAUGGUGGCGCGGGGGCUGCGCGCGCUGCGCGGGGCGCUGCGGGGAGCGGCGGGGAGCGGCGGGAGGCGGCUCAGCACGCGCCCUGCCCGCGUCCCUGCGGCGGACUAUCAGGAUGCCAUCCGCACGUUGAACACGCUGCAGACAAACGCCAGUUACCUGGAGCAGGUGAAGCGGGAACGCGGAGACCCCCGGGCCCAGCUGGAGGCCAUGCGGGGCUUUUUGGAGAGGAGCGGGCUGCAGGUCGAGGACCUGGAUCGCCUGAACAUCAUCCACGUCACGGGGACGAAGGGCAAGGGCUCAGCCUGUGCCUUCACCGAGCGCAUCCUGCGUGGCUAUGGGCUGCGGACUGGCUUCUACAGCUCCCCCCACUUGGUGCAGGUGCGCGAGCGGAUCCGUAUCAAUGGGCAGCCGCUGAGCAAGGAGCUGUUCAGCAAGUACUUCUGGCUGGUGUACCGCCGGCUGUGGGACACUAAGGACGAGGCGCAGGCCAACAUGCCGGCGUAUUUCCGCUUCCUCACCAUCAUGGCCUUCCAUGUCUUCCUGCAGGAGAAGGUUGACCUGGCGGUGGUGGAGGUGGGCAUCGGUGGUGCCUUUGACUGCACCAACAUCGUCAGGACACCAGUGGUGUGCGGCGUCUCCUCGUUGGGCAUCGACCACACCAGCAUCCUGGGGGACACUGUGGAGAAAAUCGCUUGGCAGAAAGGUGGCAUUUUUAAGCCUGGCGUGCCAGCGUUCACAGUGCCGCAGCCCGAGCAACCGCUGGAAGUGCUCCGGGACCGGGCGCGGGAGUGUGGGUGCCCGCUGUACCUCUGCCCCGAACUGGAUGCCUUUGAGGCGGGGACGCGGGUGCUGGAGCUGGGGCUGGCGGGGAGCCACCAGCGCUCCAAUGCUGCUCUGGCUCUGCAGCUCUCACGGACGUGGCUGCAGCGGCGCGGUUACGAGGCAGGUACCGAUGUGCUGCAGGACGUGCUGCCCGGAGCGGAGCUGUCGGCACAGCGCUCGGUGCCACUGGCACCCACGUUUUGCCCCAGUGAUGCCAUGAUCCAAGGACUGCGGGACACAGAGUGGCUGGGCCGUACCCAGGUGCUGCCGCAUGGCCCUGUGACGUGGUACAUCGAUGGGGCUCACACCACCAGCAGCAUCCAAGCCUGCGUACGCUGGUUUCGCCAGGCAGCCCUCAAUGAGGACAAACCCCAGGAUGGCUCUGAGGUACGGGUGCUGCUCUUCAAUGCUACGGGGGACCGGGACACAGCUGCACUACUGAAGCUACUGCUGCCCUGCCACUUUGACUACGCUGUUUUCUGCCCCAACUUCACAGAGGUGUCGGUGGCUACUAGCGCAGACCAACAAAACUUCAACGUGACACUGGAGAACGCCCUCACACGCUGUGUGGAGAACCAGAAGACGUGGACGCGGCUGAUGGAGGAGAAGGGGGGCCCCUGGCUGCCAGCCCCCCUGGAGGUGGGGGGGCUGCUGCAACCGGACCCCCUGCGUGAAGCCCUGCUCCUGGUGCCCCCGGCCGAGCGGCCGCUCAAUUCCACCUCCCUCGUCUUCCCCUGCAUCUCCCACGCGCUGCAGUGGAUCGCGCAGGGCCGGGAUCCCCACCUGCCCAUCCCUGCCUCCAAGGUGGGGGCUCACCUGCACCCUGUGGCCACCAGCGGGGCCGUUCUGCUGCAGGAGGCGGCCACCAUCCGCGUCCUUGUCACUGGCAGCUUGCACCUGGUUGGGGGGGUCCUCAAGCUGUUGGACCCCAUGCUGUCCCAGUAGUGGGGAUGGGGGCUCUGCACCUCCUUGGACUUGAAUGCUUGGAGGCAAAUAGGACCCCCCCCGAGCUGGGCUGUCCCUGCUCCUUCUCACCCCAGUGCCUUUUGUUUGUGCCAGCCCAGGGAGAGGCUGUCCCCAUCAGGAGGAGGGGACACUUGUGAUGAGAUGAACUCAAGGUGCCCCCGGGCUCUGGCAGGGGAACUGUGAGUUCCCUGACCCCCCCUCCCCCCCCCCCAGAGCAGGUUUUGGGGAUCUGUGGGUGCUCUGUGCCCUAGGUAUGAGUGAUGCUUCAAGGCUCUGUGCCACUAAUUUAAUGUAGUCUAGGUUUUUAUUAUUAUUAAGUUUGUAACUUUGACCUGGAGCUGGGCUGAGGGGCCCGGGUUGAUGUCUGUGCACUGCCCCGGGCCGAGGGGGCAGAAGCGUGGUGCUGCCUGGCCCCCAGCCCCCAUCCCAAUAAACCAUUUGCUGCUCCCA
This is a messenger RNA of Tympanuchus pallidicinctus (lesser prairie-chicken), 2253 nucleotides long. It is a transcript of the gene FPGS, whose product is annotated as folylpolyglutamate synthase. Lineage: Eukaryota; Metazoa; Chordata; Aves; Galliformes; Phasianidae. The transcript has 15 exons. Gene Ontology annotation, cellular component: cytosol; mitochondrion; cytoplasm. The coding region runs from base 16 to 1782 and encodes 588 amino acids. Gene Ontology annotation, molecular function: tetrahydrofolylpolyglutamate synthase activity; ATP binding. The record is from RefSeq and is a predicted model, not a curated record. Gene Ontology annotation, biological process: tetrahydrofolylpolyglutamate biosynthetic process.